This is a messenger RNA of Hyaloscypha bicolor E, 768 nucleotides long. RefSeq lists its product as uncharacterized. Lineage: Eukaryota; Fungi; Ascomycota; Leotiomycetes; Helotiales; Hyaloscyphaceae. The transcript is spliced from 2 exons. The record is from RefSeq and is a predicted model, not a curated record. The annotation marks the transcript as partial.
GACGACCUUUUCGACAACGCCCAAUACUUUGACGCCCUGCCACGAUUUCCCUCUCCCGACCCCUUCCUCCCGCAACCUUCUCAAUCGCAUCACGAUCCGCCACCCAGCAACCAGCAAGCACGUCGCCCUGCACAACAUAUCUCCCAAUACCGCGUCGCGGGCUCCGAAUCCCCGGACCCUUUCGACGAUUUCCUCAACCUUCCAAGUCCGAGAGACGAGGCAACAAUGCCCACCACGCGCUCCUCUUCUGUUGUCGACCUGACUGAUUCCUCACCCCCGAAGGUGGCACCACUUCCACCUCCAAGCCGAAAACGAAAGGCAGAGACACCAGGCGAGGGACGAGCAAGCAAGGCCGCGCGACCAACCAGCUCUUCCUCUUCUUCAAUCAGACAGCAAAGUCUAGACGGUGAUGUCCAGGUCGUAGAUCUGGUGGAUGUGGAAGAUGAGAAGCAGUACGAGGCGCUGCGGGCAAAGGAGCAGGCGGAGUUAGUCAAGGCGCAGAAUGAAGCAGAGGCGAAUAAACCGGUUAGGUUGGCGGCGUUUGAGUGCAUUAUUUGCAUGAGCAAUCCGACGGAUUUGACGGUUACGCAUUGUGGACAUCUCUUUUGCUCAGAAUGCCUGCAUCAUGCUCUCCACGCUGGGGACAAGAAGUGCUGCCCUGUGUGCAGGACGGUGAUCAAUCCUGGAAAACCUGGGCAGAAGACACCGAAGACUGGGGUUUUUGCGUUGGAGAUGAAGCUUAUGACGGCGAAUAAGAAGGGGAAGCAA